Messenger RNA from Dinoponera quadriceps, 1673 nucleotides. Its product is annotated as charged multivesicular body protein 7. The record is from RefSeq and is a predicted model, not a curated record. Gene Ontology annotation, cellular component: multivesicular body; ESCRT III complex. The coding region runs from base 140 to 1477 and encodes 445 amino acids. Gene Ontology annotation, biological process: vesicle budding from membrane; late endosome to vacuole transport via multivesicular body sorting pathway. The transcript is spliced from 5 exons. Lineage: Eukaryota; Metazoa; Arthropoda; Insecta; Hymenoptera; Formicidae.
AGUUCUAGUGUAGUUUUAGUAGCGAAAAAAAAUAGACCUACUGAGUGCAGAAAUGGUGCAGAAAGCAAGUUGAUUCGCUCGUACGCAGAACUGAGAGUGAAGAGGAGAAUUUGACUCAUAAGUUACAUAAGUUGGCAAGAUGAAUGAUGAAAAUAUAAGUAACAAUUUGCUGUUAUCACCAGAAAAAGUAACAGAAUAUUGGAAUCAAGAAGAAAGAAUGAAUGCAUUGUUCUCACCAUUUCGCAGUAAAUCUGCUAAUUCACAGGAUUGGAUUUCUAAAUAUAAAUUCUGGCGUGAUUUGAUAUAUAAAUCACUCAAACAUACCAUGCAGUGUACUUUUUCUAUUGUUGAUCUAAAUGAGGCCUUUAAAAGAAAAGGUUGUGUACCUCUUUGUUUGGACACUGUAAUUGAAGAACUUCUUAGGCACGAUGAAAUAAUUCAAGAGACUGAUUUUUUAAAAGAACCAUGUGAAACUUGGACAGCAUGGUCAGUUGAUACAUUUUUGAGGAAACCUAUUAGCUGGUCUUUUUAUAAGAUGAAGACCCAUGUGUUAGGUCAAAAUACAAUUAAUACAGAAGUGAAAUAUAUACAUAUACCUGUCAUGCAAGAAUUAGGUGAUAUUAUCCUCUCUAUUGCAGAAAUUAAAAAGAACAAUGUUUUAUAUUCCGUUUCUGAAAUAACGGAAUAUUGCAAAAUUAAAACAAAAAAGCAAAUUUCGGAAGACUCGGUAAAAUUAGUUUUGGAGUGGUUAAGGCGUAAAAGAAAAGUAGCUUUGGGGAAAAGUUCUGAUUCAAAUAAUGAAUUAUUAGUAAAAAUAUCUACGCACUUAGUAACUGAAAUCACAGAAGUAGAAGAAGGUACAUAUAAAUUGGUGAAGCAAGAGAACAAACUGAUCAAGGAAAUAGAGUUUAUGGAACAAGAGAAGCUUAAUAUUCUUAAUGAAAUAAAGACACACAUGGCGAAAGGUUUGCGUCAGCUGGCAAAGACAUGCUUGAAAAGAAAAAUCGAAUUAGAAAAAAUUAUAGAAAAACGUUCUCAAGUUCUUGCAAAUCUGCAUAUUCUUAUCAUUAACAUUGAAGAUGCACAUUCUAAUUCUGCUAUAUUAUCUGCUUAUAAAACUGGAUCUGAAAUAUUGAAGAAAAUGGAGCAAAAGGAUUUGACACAAUACAGUGUUAUGGAUGUUAUGGACAACAUUAAUGAACUUUUAGAGGAAAACAGAGAAAUAAAUGUAGUUUUGUCUGAAACAUUAAACCAAGAUUCUGAUACCGAAUUAGAAAGAGAAUUAGCGGAAUUAAUGAAUGAGAAUGAUGCCGACAUUUCCACUACAUUUGCUGAAUCAAACUCAGAGAUUGAGAAUUUGGAACAACGUUUGAAUAACUUACGUAUGAAUGGUUCACUGUCACUUGAAAAUACAACUACGCUACCGUCUGUGUCAUCCCAUGGAAAUAAAAUAUUACAGGAACCUGAGUGUUUGUAAGUUACGACAAUCUUUUUUACAAUUUUUUUUUAAUGAGAUAACUUGUAUUUAAAGUUUUUAAAUUUACCUUAUUACAAUUAUUGAUUAUGAAAAGUUAAAGCGCAUGUGCAUUAAAAAUGUAUGCAAAGAUAUUUUUCUUAAAACUGUCUUGUGAUGUGUUAUCUACAUCUAAAAUUAAAAUUGAAAAUAUGUAGUA